ACCAUCUGCAAAUACCAUCCAGGGCACCAUAAUGUUCCCAAUAUAACUUCACUACACAACCAGCUGAGCUGUCCAGUCAGCGGCCUAAGUCUGAGCUGUAAGGGAAGUGACAGGCACUCACUCUGCUCUCUGGACUGUGUUUUCUUCACAUAUUUGGACGGACACCAUGAUGAAAGGGGAAGAUUCAGAGGAAGUAGAGAUUGACUUGGGGGACUCUAGUGACCCUGAUGAAUUUGAUAAUGGGGAGGAACCUCAGAUGUUGUGGAAGGCUCCUCCUGCUCUGGAAGAAGAGGAAGACAUUCACACGUCUACACUAGUGGAAAUCAGCGAUACUAAACCUCUCAUUAAUGUCAGAGACCCCCGAGGUAUCAAUGACUGCCUCAAGGUGACAUUUGAGGAUGUGAUUGCUGAGCCAGUGUCAGUGCGCAGUGGGGACAGAGUGUGGAUCUGGAGUAAUGCUCUGUUCGAGGUGUCUAGGGUUUGGAUCUAUAGGAUAGUCACAGUGCUUCUAGCCAUUCCCGUGUCAAUUAUCUCUGGUCUCCUCUUCGCCAUCCUCAGCUGCUUCCACAUCUGGAUGGUUGGUCCUUGUGUCCAGUGUAUCGUUGUUGGCACCCGCUGGCUACAGAGCCUGUGGAGCAUUGUGCUGGGCAUCAUUGUGCGUCCCUUCCUCUUGAGUGCUGGGAGAUGCUGUGGAGGCUUCAGCAUUCACCUGGCCAAAGAAUGAGACUCACACAUCCAGACUGGGAUUGUUCGUUAUGUGCACAAGUGCACUGGUGUUCUACUGGACUGUGCCCAAGUGGGCAUUAAUAAAUUAGUUUUUAAUAUUUAAUUCAACAUAAAUGGUUUAUAAUUACCUAUUUUCCUUAGGUAAAAGUCCAACAGUAUCUGCUGGUCCUUUUUAUUGAUUAUACAAGGCUUGUGACAUUUUCAAACAAUAUUUUCGACCUGACACAGUGACAAAAAGAAGGUUAUGUAAUUCUUUAUUUCAUUCUCAGAGUGUGAAAUCACUUUGGCGAGACCAAAAAGAGGAUCAGAGUUCUUAACAACUGACAUCAGUGUAAGUAAAUGGAGUUUCUUAAAUAACUUCUGUUACAGUGGUUGAUUUGAAGAAAACUAAAAUGCCGAAAGUGACCCUUUUUGUUAAGCAUGCAGUACUUUUUCUCACACUGAUAUCAUAGUGGGGUUACGACUCUUGAUGAUUUUUAGAAUUUGAAGUAAUUUCAGCCUAAUUUGUUGUUGUUGUUGUAUCAUCUUUAUGUCAUAAUACUUGGGUUUGGUUUUAUAUUUUGUUACAUUUUUAAACUGCAGUUUAGAGUUUAAGCUCAAGAAACAAAAAUAUACAACUACUUGAAUGUAAGUUUAGUAGCUGAUUUCAAACCUAUGAAUAUUUAGCUCUGUAGAAAAGAAGACCCACUUAUAUUAAAUGUAUUCUUAAAGGAUGAAUUGGCAAUAAAAGCUAUGGAUUAAAAACA
This is a messenger RNA of Siniperca chuatsi (mandarin fish), 1472 nucleotides long. RefSeq lists its product as uncharacterized. Bases 167 to 724 code for a protein of 185 amino acids. The record is from RefSeq and is a predicted model, not a curated record. The transcript has 3 exons. NCBI's taxonomy places the organism in Eukaryota, Metazoa, Chordata, Actinopteri, Centrarchiformes, Sinipercidae. Gene Ontology annotation, cellular component: caveola. Gene Ontology annotation, molecular function: molecular adaptor activity. Gene Ontology annotation, biological process: caveola assembly.